AUGAUGAUGAUGUUGCAUCGACGUCUAGCGCGGCAGCGAUUGUGGACAGCGACCCGCGCCACGUCAAGUAGCAGCGGCCAAAGCAGUCAACGGAUGAGUAUUGACAGUCUACUGGGUUCCAAUCUUCGAGCGACAGCAAAGGAAAUGUCAGCAGAAAUACUGCCGGCUCUUAAAGUACUGUCGGAAAGUAUCGGAUUGCUACGUGGGAGUCCGGCGCUUCGCAGCUGGAACGCCUCGGAUUGGCUCGUGGGUCUGUCGGUGCUCGCCCAGUACAAGACGAAGCAGCGGGAGACGGGACGGCACAAUGAAGGGAUCGCGACGAAACCAGUGGUGGUCGAGCAGGUGCUCCUGGCCAAGUUACUGCGCUACGUUCGCGUGUGCGACGCCGUGUACGCGUCUUCUAUUGACGCUUUUUGUGAGGAAGCUGCCGUGUCACGGGAGUGUGUGGUGCGGGCACAUCCGGGAGGUGUUGUAUCACCCAAGUGUGUGAUUCUAGUUGACCACGACCACAAGGAGCUCGUGCUUGUCGCGCGUGGCACAGCUUCGCUGCUGGACUUUUGCACUGAUCUGUGCCUAUACAAUGAGCCUUUUCAGCAUGGACAGGGCCACCGUGGCAUGGUGCAUGCAGCAACGUGGCUCGUGCACCAUUUACGCAAUGAUCUACGGGAGCUGUCGGAUAAGUAUCCGGACUAUCGCGUGGUAGCAACGGGUCAUAGCCUAGGAGCAGCAGUGGCAGCACUCAGUACUAUGCAGUUGCGAGAAGAGUUCCCGGACAUUCAUUGCUUUGCAUUUGGCACGCCAGCCUGUGUAACGCAGGAGCUAGCGGCUGGCACGUACGACUUUGUGACGACGGUAGUGAACGGGUAUGACUGUGUGCCGCGUUUGCACCAACACUCACUGAUGAAGUUGCAAGAGGAGAUUCGACGCUUCGAUUGGCGAUCAGUAUUGAAGCGGAUGGUGGCGGAGAAAAUCCACGAACAGAAGGCUGCAGUGGAGAAGCAGCAGCGAGAAAAGAUUGCGGAACUGCAUCAAGCGUUGCGAACGAUGGACUUUCUGCAGCUAAAGGAGCGUACAACUAAUGCUACAACCAACCUGGCCAAAGUGAAAAAGGCUGCGUCUGAGAACAUGUCGAAGUUUGCACACGAUGUCGAUACGUUAUUAUCUGACAAGCUGGGUGCCACCUUCUCCAUUUUCAAGACGGACAGACAUUUGUUAGACCAUGUCUCGUUCAUCAAGAACUACAUGAAACUGGAGGAUCUUACGAAAGGUGAUUCCACGUGGUGGAAAUACGUCGAUGAGAGUGUUGCUGCUGUGGAACGGCUAUUGCCAGCAAUCAAGAAGCCCGAGGAGCUUGAGCGCGUGUUGGUGGAAAUGAGAGAAAUACUUCAAAAGACAUCUGCAGUCUCAGGAAAGCUCUUGAAGGUCAAUGAUAACCACGAUAACGCGAUGGAGUCCUCCUAUGUGCAGAGUUUUCAUUCUCGAGUCAAUGGUAUUAUUGACGCGACGCGUGCGUCGCUCAAGACAAGUGUGGGCGAGCAAGUGUAUAAGGUGUCUAGUGCUGUAACUUCAAAUGUUAAGCACUACGUGGGCGCGAUCAAAGACGAAACGGAAGCAUUAGGAACAGUUGUUCAGGACGAGUUUGUUGAAGUGGCUGGUACGAUUUCUCGUAAUCUACCGUUCACCAUGAGAUCGGAGAGUGAGAGCACCUUGGUCGAUCAGUCACCUGAACAAUGCACGAAGAAUCGCGUUGAUGGCGAAAUGCUCGCUGAUGCUGAUCCUUCAGAAUGGAUUGAAGGUGAAUCAAUCAAAGAGAUUGAGCAGGAAUGGAAGGAGCUCCAGGCGAACCAAAGGAAGUGGGAACAGGACAAUGAGCUCUGCCAUGAUCCGUUGUUUCCUCCUGGGCGAAUCCUUUAUUUAAACAGCAUGGCCACCAGACCUCCGCAGGAUAGUAGUGAAGACGGUUGCAGCGCUAAGAACGACCACGAAGUCUCAGAUGUGGCAGAGUUUGUGGAGGUUGCUAUGGACGAAUUUAGUCGAGUGGUGCUCUCGAAUCGCAUGCUGCUCGAUCACCUCUGCACAGACUACGAACGGGUUCUUCAGCGUCAAGCUGAAAAGCUCGAGUCCGCGCCGCACACUACAUCAUCGCCUUAG
Molecule: messenger RNA, 2151 nt
Organism: Peronospora matthiolae
Lineage: Eukaryota; Oomycota; Peronosporomycetes; Peronosporales; Peronosporaceae
Source: the annotation of a GenBank genome assembly